GACAUUCCGCAACCGACAUCGAUAUUUUCACGAUGAAAACAAAUGCAUUUCGGGCACGAUUUCACCCAGCAGUGAAAGCAAAGUAAUUACACUUUGAGACAACACUGGUUGGGCCUGCAGUCAGCAAGCCAGCUUAACUAGAAGUAAUUAAACCAAAGCCAUGGAUUGCUAGUUGCAUCUGGAGCGUUAUUGUGCAGCCGUGGAAAGUGUGUAUGCAUCGAGUUGCAUCCAUCCAGUGGUAGUGGCCUAGUUGUUAUUUUUAUCAAUCUACUUCGGUAGAGAAUUGAGAAAUUGUGUGCAUUGAGGAUUGAACAAUCCCUUUCCAAAUCCCCGUUCGUGAUUCUUCGGAAUAAAAAUCCACAGUAAACAUGAAUAAUUACAUUAAAUUUAUGGAAGUGCUGGGCAACGUGAAGCAUCUAAAACGGACUGGCUGGGUUCUGCGAAAGGUGAAAGAUUGUGAAACCGUUUCGGGUCACAUGUAUCGGAUGGCGAUGAUGUCAUUUUUUCUGGAGGAUAGCCACGGCUUGGAUCGGAUCCGCGUGAUGGAAAUGUCGCUUGUACAUGACUUGGCGGAAGGGAUCGUUGGGGACAUAACUCCGUACUGUGGGGUUUCACGAGAAGAAAAACUGCUGAAGGAAUUUUCCGCCAUGACAGAGAUAGCUAAUCUGCUUGGUCCCAACCAGGACAGGAUGAUGGCACUGUUCAACGAAUAUGAGGAGGGCAAAACUCCCGAAGCAAAGUUCGUGAAAGAUCUUGACCGGCUUGAUAUGGUAAUGCAGGCAUACGAAUACGAGAAACGUGACCACAGUCCCAUGAAGCUGCAGGAAUUUUUUGACUCGACCGAAAACAAAUUUUCCCAUCCACUGGUCGUUGAUAUUGUAAAUGCUAUAAAAGUUCAACGAGCCAACAGUGCAGCCACAACCGACAAUCCUACGGCUAAGUAGUGAGAACAUGGAUUGUAGUUACGAACUACAAUAAACAUUAGAUGAAC
Molecule: messenger RNA, 991 nt
Organism: Anopheles stephensi (Asian malaria mosquito)
Lineage: Eukaryota; Metazoa; Arthropoda; Insecta; Diptera; Culicidae
Product: 5'-deoxynucleotidase HDDC2
Exons: 4
Coding region: 369-944 (191 amino acids)
Cellular component (GO): cytoplasm
Molecular function (GO): 5'-deoxynucleotidase activity
Source: RefSeq, a predicted model, not a curated record